Fomitiporia mediterranea MF3/22 is the source of this 2246-nucleotide messenger RNA. RefSeq names its product serine/threonine protein phosphatase 2B. NCBI's taxonomy places the organism in Eukaryota, Fungi, Basidiomycota, Agaricomycetes, Hymenochaetales, Hymenochaetaceae. The transcript has 12 exons. The coding region runs from base 43 to 2007 and encodes 654 amino acids. The record is from RefSeq and is a predicted model, not a curated record. Gene Ontology annotation, biological process: calcineurin-mediated signaling; fungal-type cell wall organization. Gene Ontology annotation, cellular component: cytoplasm; calcineurin complex. Gene Ontology annotation, molecular function: calmodulin binding; calmodulin-dependent protein phosphatase activity.
GCCAGCAGUAGCAACGACCGCAACGACGAGAGACGAGUAGCUAUGACGGGCGGAAAGGCUCAGCUGCAGCGUGCCAUCAUCCAGAUUACUGAAAAGGCUCCCCCGCCAGACAUCGAUUUCACCCAGCACCAACUUGAAGAUGGCACAAAUGUCAGCACGCAGGAGCGCGUAAUUAAGGAUGUGCAAGCGCCUGCGAUGUUUAUUCCAACGAACGCGCAAUUCUUCUCGCGCGAGGACCCAACAAAGCCUGACGUCGCGUUCUUAAAGAACCACUUCUACCGUGAAGGUCGCGUAACUGAAGAACAAGCACUCUAUAUCCUUGAGAAGGGAACGGAACUUCUCCGCGCCGAGCCUAAUCUGCUGGAAGUUGAUGCUCCUAUAACUGUGUGCGGGGAUAUACACGGGCAAUAUUAUGAUCUUAUGAAACUCUUUGAGGUGGGAGGGAAUCCAGCAGACACGCGAUACCUCUUCCUAGGUGACUACGUAGAUCGGGGGUAUUUCAGCAUCGAAUGCGUUUUGUACCUGUGGUCACUGAAAAUCUGGUAUCCUGACACCCUCUUCCUCCUCCGUGGGAAUCAUGAGUGUCGUCAUUUGACGGAUUAUUUUACUUUCAAACUUGAAUGUAAACAUAAAUAUUCCGAGCGCAUUUAUGAUGCAUGCAUGGAAUCAUUCUGCGCACUUCCACUUGCCGCCAUCAUGAACAAGCAGUUCUUGUGUAUUCACGGAGGUUUAUCCCCGGAGCUAAACACACUUGAAGAUCUUCGCAGGAUCGACCGGUUCCGUGAACCACCUACCACGGGUUUGAUGUGUGACAUCCUGUGGUCAGAUCCAGCAGAGGACUUUGGGCAAGAAAAGACGGCGGAAAGCUUUGUGCAUAACCAUGUGCGCGGGUGCUCAUUUUUCUUCACCUAUCAAGCCGCUUGUCAAUUCCUGGAACGAAAUAACCUUCUAUCUAUUAUACGAGCUCACGAAGCUCAAGACGCUGGAUAUCGUAUGUAUCGUAAAACGAAAACAACAGGGUUUCCUUCUGUUAUGACCAUAUUUUCCGCGCCGAAUUAUCUGGACGUGUAUAAUAACAAAGCAGCUGUCUUGAAGUAUGAAAGCAACGUUAUGAAUAUCCGCCAAUUCAACUGUACACCACAUCCAUACUGGUUACCGAACUUUAUGGAUGUAUUCACCUGGAGUUUACCCUUCGUUGGAGAGAAGAUUACGGAAAUGCUGGUUGCGGUUUUGAACACAUGUAGUAAAGAGGAAUUGGAUGAGAGCUCAGAGGAAGAAGAAGUUCUUACUACUCCAGCCUCACCGACAACUGAUGCAGCCGCUGAACGUCGGAAGAUCAUCAAGAACAAAAUUCUGGCCGUUGGACGAAUUUCACGAGUUUUCUCGUUAUUACGUGAGGAAUCUGAGCGGGUGUCAGAGCUGAAGAGUGUUUCCGGUUCAGGAAAGUUGCCUUACGGAACAUUGGCUCUCGGCGUGGAGGGCAUCAAAGAUGCUAUCAGCAGUUUCGAGGAUGCACGGAAAUCGGAUAUUGAAAACGAGCGUCUUCCGCCCGAUCUUAUCGAUCCAGACGACGUUGCUCCACAUUUGUCUAGCCCUGCAACGCCCAACGAAGAAGGGAAGACAGCACCGUCCCCAAACGGGAUCAAAACAGCUAUCGAGGCGGCAAUCGCCAACGGAUCGACUUCGCCCAAGGCGUCGUCUGCGGCGGAAGCAGCAAUACAGUCACAACCGAUGUCACCAGGGACGCCAACAUCUGGAAGCGCGAUUUCUUCGCCGUUCCGACGUGGGCACGCGCGUCAGGCGAGUCUAGGUACGACAAUGACGAGUCCAAGCACGCGAAGGCGAAGUAUCGAGAGCACGAUCUCGUUGAUCAAGGAAGCUGUCGAUGGAAAGCAGGACCCGAACGAGUUGACGGAGCUUGCGGAUCAACUAUCGAGUCCUACCAGAGAGAAACGCGAUCUUCCGGGAGAAGGAGGCGGUUCGUCGAUCAGACCGGUAGGAGCAUGAGACGGAAUAAGAACCUUUCCUCAUGAUCCAGAGAUUGUGUACAUGUGGUAUACACGGCCUGGAUGGUGUGCGGGAAAGGGUGGACGAUGUGUAUUUUAGCUAUUGACCGAUCAUGAUAUCCUGUGGCAUUGGGAUACAUUUAUUUUCUCGUCUUCCACAGUCUGGCUGUUUGUCAUCAUUUUCCCAUUCUUCCUGUUUCAUCUUCGUUUAAGGAUCAAUAAUAAAAACUGUGUCGAUAU